AGGGAGCAGAGGGAGGGAGCUCUGAGUCUCUCAGAUCUCCGGCUGCUGGUGAAGACAACCCAGCACAAGUGCAUUCCUGAGGCAGCCAGCGACGCCGCCAGAAGCCUGUGUGAAUGUUAGACGGAUCGCGACACGGAGCAAAUCCCUCACGGCUGUCCUCUGUGUUCCUCCUACAGCUGCCCGACUGCCUCUGACCUCUGCUGCACCGGCACGCUCCUGUUAGCACACACACUCGUGUACGUGGAGCAGCACAACCGGAUCGACAGCUUCGUCACCAGUGAAGGUUUCAGCCAGCCUGCCAGAGAGACGACGGAGUGGGGAUAUACAAUCAGGAGACGCAGAGGACGAGAGCACUGAGGCAGUGCCAUGCAGCGUUAAGCAGAAGUGAGCCAAGCUGUACUGACUGGUAUUGAAGCCCCUCUUGCGCCCCGGGCCACCCCCCCCUGUCCCAGAUGGAGCUCAAAGUGUGGGUGGACGGAGUGGUGCGAGUGGUGUGUGGCCUAUCCGAGGAGACGUCCUGCCAGGAUGUGGUCAUUGCACUGGCCCAGGCUAUUGGUCAGACGGGCCGAUAUGUUCUCAUCCAGCGUCUGAGGGACACAGAGCGGCAGCUGCUGGCCACAGAGAAACCUCUGGAGUCUUUGGCCAAGCUGGGCCAACAUGGAAAUGAAGUGCAGUUCUUUUUAAGGCGAACUGGCCCCAGCACCAGUGAUGGAUCUAACUCAAAACAGGACAGACAAACGCCUCUGCCCAGACAGUGGGAGCCAGAGCCUUUGAAACGCAGUCAGCCCAAGAAAUCUCUUACAUUUAACUUGGGGCCAACAGCGUCUUCCACAUCUCCAAAACCCAAAGCCAACCAGCUUAAGAGGUCUCCCAGAGCCUCACCUGAGCAGAGGGCUUCCCCCUCUCCUACACCCUCCUCGCCCUCUCCUCCUGUGGGCCCGUCCAAAGAGGAGGUGUUCCGGAGGGUUCUGCAGCAGCAGGAGAGACUGAGGGCCAUCGAAGCCCAGCUGGAGGCCCUGGAGAGGGAGUCUCACUCAUGGGAGCGGCCCUAUUCCUCUCCUUGCCCCUCCCCUGUAUCAGACGCUCGUGUGCAGGAGGAGUUGGAGCUUCUGGAGCAGGUGAUGCGCAGGAACCAAGCUGAGCUCGCUCAUGAACAGUACUGGGAGGAUGAGCUGCAGGCGGAGCUGGAGAGGGAGAAAGGCAUGAGGAGGAAGUUGGGGGAGCUGCACUCUAAACUGGAUGACUGUGGCCGACGACUCCACGACUUCUCCGUGCGCUCGGAUCAGCUGGAGCAGGAGAUCCAGAGGGAGAGCCAGCUCCAGGCCAACUCCACCUCACCAGAGGACUCCCUGGACGCUGUGAAGGCAGAGCUGCUGAGCCUGGACAGACAGGGCUCAGAGCUGGAGGAGCAACUUUCUGAGACUGACAAGGCCCUGGGGAAGGCAGAGGCUCUGCUGCAGGCGAAGCAGGAUGAGCUGGAAGAUCUGAAUAAGGAGCUGAGGCAGUGUAACCUGCAGCAGUUCAUUCAGCAGGCGGGGGUUCUGCCAGCGCACUCUCAAUCACGCAGUGAACUCGAACAGCUUGAACUGGCACAGCUGCUGCAGGAGGCACACAGGAACGCAAGCCGAAGCGACACUCCCGUAGAAUCCCCGCCUCGUCCCACCGCCAAACAGUUCCUGGGCCACCCUCGAAACCUGCAGAACCCUCUAGUGUCCAGCCUGAAUCCUGAGGUCCUCACAUCUCGAGAAGCGUCUUGGAGGUAAAUCUCGGAGCGCGUGGCCAAGGGAAAACUUACUGAGUCACCAAUACCUGUUAACUUAACCCCACUUUAUUGUCAUUUAGUCUAUUAUGUAUGAAUAUUAUACUGUCUGUACAUAAGACAAAUAUAUUUACAGUUUUGCUACUGUAUACUGAUAUGUACUUGUAUUAAAUGUAAAAUAAUCCAGACUUUUACUUAGAGAAAUUAUUAAUGUAUUUAAUAAACAGUGCAUUGUGUUUAGAAUGU
Periophthalmus magnuspinnatus is the source of this 2005-nucleotide messenger RNA. It is a transcript of the gene rassf7a, whose product is annotated as Ras association domain family member 7a. The coding region runs from base 453 to 1763 and encodes 436 amino acids. NCBI's taxonomy places the organism in Eukaryota, Metazoa, Chordata, Actinopteri, Gobiiformes, Gobiidae. Gene Ontology annotation, biological process: signal transduction. The transcript has 6 exons. The record is from RefSeq and is a predicted model, not a curated record.